ACAAGACUCCACAACCACAAAGGCAACUAAGAUAUGCUUGCAUGCUUUGAAAAGGCUUAAAAUAAAAAAUUUCAAAAUAGAAGAGAUUUUCAACUUGAAAAAUCUGGACGCAAAGAAAAAUGAAAAAAGACUUGAACCCUUAACAUCAAGUUUACAAAAAUUGCUGUUGACAGAUUUAUGGGAGUUGAGGAAUAUAUGUGUGAGCCCCAAAUACAUUCUAAGCCUCAACAAUCUCUCUGUGUUGGUAAUCAGAGGAUGCAAAAAGCUUGAAGUUGUCUUCUCUACCUCUACAUUGAGAAGCCUACCACGGUUACAGUGGGUAUAGAUAUGGGAAUGUGAAGAAUUAGUUGAGAUCAUUGAAGAGGAUAAUGAGGAAAGUGCUGGAGAUCAUUUCCCUCAUCAACCAUGCUUCCCAAAGUUAGAACUGCUGAGUGUUGAGGGCUGUCACAAGUUGAAGUAUUUGUUCUCUAUCACAAGGUCUGGUACCUUUCCUCAACUACAGGUUUUGCAGAUAGGAGGUGCCUCCUCCCUCGAGCAUGUGCUGAUUAGACCAGAUGCGUCGAAAGAAAUGGCCAAGAAGGAACUGCUUCCAAAGCUAAGAUGUGUAAAACUGGAAAGAAAUCCAAGCCUCAUGAACAUCUGCCAUGGGAUUGAUUUUCAAAAAUUAAAAAAUCGCUCAACAGUGGAUAACUGUCCAAAAUUUUCUUUUCAUGAAACCAUCGCUACUCAGCAUCAAGAUGGCCGAAAGGAUCUUGAUUCCAAUGUUGAGGCAAAAAUAGAGGAGAAGGUUUCUUCACAUCCAAAUACAAAUCAGUCAGGCACGGGAGAUACCAAAGAGAGCCCAAGUUUGAAAAUCCAACAAUCCCAAAUUGGUUCACCAAACUUCACAAGGGAUGAGUUGGUUGGCAAAGAAAUGCCAAAAGAAAAACUUAUGAUGGAUCCGCAAUAACCCAGAAAUGGUAAACCAAACUUGGCAAAGGAAACAGCAAGAGAAAUUGUUGAAGAGGAUGUUAUUACUAAUGAGAUGCCAAAAAUGUCAAAUUCACUCUCUGAUUCAAAAGCCAUAGAUGAACCGGAACCUAUUCUUACUGGUGGUAGUACAAUGAACUCAACUUCAAAAAUUUUUGAAGAAGAAGAAGAAGAACAAGAGGAAGAGGGAGGUGGCUUGAGAACAACUCGAAGAUACCGAAAUCACGAGGCAGUGAGUUCUUCACCGGGAAAAGAGCAUGAGACUACCAUUCAUGGAAGUAAUAUCCAAAGUGGUGCUGAAACCACAGACCAACGAACUCAUGCAGCAUCUCAUGGUGACCAAGCAAACUCUAGUAGGGACGUUAGAGGCAAAAGUGUUAAACAUCAUGGCGCAACAAAGCCAGAAAUUGUUGCUGAUGCACAAUCGUCAGUGUCACCAUCUUUUGCUCCUAUAAUGAUGUCACCUACUUUUACUGAGACUAAUCAAUCUUUGAAUGUUGCUGAGGUGCAAGAGAUAGUUGAUAGGAUGAAAUUAGAGGGCUCUGAGACUUCCCUAUUGGCAGAGGCACUCAAGACUCACCCACAACUGUGUUUGUCUACAAAUGAUCGAAGCACUCAAAUGUUGUGCAUUUCCUAUAGGGUGUUGCUUGAUAUACUCAACAUUCUUACCACCAGGACUCCCUUCACCAUCACUGAGGCAGACAAGAGAGUGUUGGAAGAUAAGUUAAAGGAUGCAUGUCUUUUUGGCUUUGACAAGGACUGGCUUGAAUCUAUCAAGAAUAGGGUUCUUAAUUGUGAUUAUGUAUCUGAAGUUGAUUGCUUCCAUGAAAUUCUAAAGGGUUUGGACUGUGAUCUCAAGGCCAAUGAGGCAAUGCUGGCGGCUACACGCAAUCAAGAGGUAGAGGCGGCACGAGUGGUCGAAGUGGCUCAAAAGGACUUGGAUGCCGCACUGCAAGAGCAUGCACGCGUUAUGGCAAAUCACACUCAUCUUCUGAAAGCACGCCAAGAUAUUCUAGCAAGGCAAAAUCAAUGCUGGGAAACAAUUGCUGCUAAAAAUAGACAUUUUGGGUUUUAGCUAGGAUUUCAUUUUUGUGCUUUAUAUUUGUUUUCCCAUGUUGGAGUGAAUGUAAAUGAAUGCAUUUUGAUGGUACUUGAAUAAGUUGGGAAAAUUAGGUUUUGGAUGAUUCCUCAGAAUGAAUAAAUCCUGGUGUACUGAUUUGUUUGGGUGCAAAGACACUGAAUGUUUAAUAGCUGAUUCUCGAUAUAUAUUAACUUGUUUACUUUUGAAUAUUAAA
Messenger RNA from Prosopis cineraria, 2264 nucleotides. RefSeq lists its product as uncharacterized. The record is from RefSeq and is a predicted model, not a curated record. The transcript is spliced from 9 exons. NCBI's taxonomy places the organism in Eukaryota, Viridiplantae, Streptophyta, Magnoliopsida, Fabales, Fabaceae. The coding region runs from base 1025 to 2044 and encodes 339 amino acids.